AAAAAGUGAGGGUGACUUGAAUUACAGCUAGAGAUAGAGUCCUCGCUUCUCGCAGCAACGCAUGUGUGCUCAAGUAUGAGGUUGACUCGCUUGACGGACCUGCUACUGCUGUCGCUCACUUGCGAAGAGGACCUCGAAUUGAAGAUGAAGCAUCAGAAAAAAAACAAAAAGUUGCGUUGUAUCGGAAUAAAAGCAAAGAAACCAGAAAGGAAAAAUGGCUUCUCCCACCGCAGCGCGGAAGUCUGCGGCUUCGAAUAUAACCUGCUCAGAUGUUACAAUCUCAAACGUUGCAAUAGAAUCUGGAUUCUGUCUUGCUUGAUGAUGAUGAGCAUGACAAACUCUCCCAGCGUUCCACUUUCUGCAACAUAAACUUCGCCUGAUUCUAGUGCGGUUUGGUACUCCGAAACUUGUCAUGCGCAAUCCUGUGGGAGUACGCUAGAUCAUGCAGCUCUUGCAUCACAUAUGCUAUUGUAACGUUUGAGAUUGUUACACAUGAGCAGGUUAUAUCGAAAAAGCGGGAUUUUUCUCUGACAGAAGAGCAGAAACAGGAAAUCAAGGAAGCCUUCGACUUACGCAUUUGUGCAAAAGUUGUAACUUCGCAUUGAGUAGAAAUCGCAGUGCAAAUUUUUUCUCAACAACAAAAAUGUUUGAGUUUGAGUUUGUCAUGCAGGGAGAUGUGUGAAGAAGUAACCUGUCAAUCAUGCUUGAUUGCAACGUAUCGUUUGACCAGCACUACUGCGAGUUUUUUGCACAGCAUAUGACCUCUUCGACACCGAUGGAAGCGGAAGCAUCGACGCAAAGGAGUUGAAAGUCGCAUUGAGAGCACUCGGUAUUAUAGCGGUUGCUGUUUCUGUUUGUGCAUGACAAAGUCCUGCUGGCACUGCAUGCAUGGUCGUGCAGUUAAAAUCAUGAAAAAUGUGCAAUUGUGAUGAACACCCAUCACAAAGAUACACUGUGUUGCACGCGUCAGCAUGACAAAUUGAUCUCGAGCCGGUCAGCAUGACAAACUGAUCUGUCUUGCACGUCAGCAUGACAAACUGAUCUGUCUUGCACGUCAGCAUGACAAACUGAAACGCAGGUUUCGAGCCGAGGAAAGAAGAGAUCAAGAAACUGAUUUCACUAUGCAUUGCAAAAGUAUCGUAUUCGUAUAAAUGCAUUACAAAUUUGCUCAGCAUGAGAAAAAAAAUUUGUAAUGCUGAUUUGCCUUAACAAAUGCACAACUGCGAUUAUACGAGUAUCAGAUACUUUUGCACAGGAUAUUCAGGAUUGGAAGGAGGGGAUGACGCAGGUACUGUUGCAUGACAGAUUUCUUUCCGCAUGGCAGAUUUCUGUACUGUAGGUUUCUCCACAUGACAGAUUUCUUUUUGUUGACAUUUGUGAUGCUAAAACAGAAAACUUGUUAUGUUCCCUUGCGGCUCAUGCAAUGAACACAACCAAUUCGUCCCAUAGGUUCCAAAAAACUCGACUUCAACGAGUUUGUUGCGGCAAUGACGGCAAAAAUGAGUGAAAAAGACACAAAGCAGCAGAUACAGAAGGCGUUUUUGCUCUUCCAGGGGGGUAGUGGGAAGAUUUCUCUCGAAGAUUUAAAGCAAGUGGCAAAGGAGCUCGGUAUAGUACUUUGGUGAGGAAAUUUCUCAUGCAUAGCUGCAUAUCGCAACAAAAUCAAAGUAGGUAAACGUAAAGGCAGUGUUUCUAAUUUAUGCAAAAGCAAUGCGCUUUUGUCAUGCGAGCAUGCAAAAAUCAACAACGAACAGGUGAAACCAUGUCGGACGAAGAGCUGCUCGAGAUGAUCAAAGAAGCCGAUAGAGACGGCUAUAACUCGCUCAGGCGUUACAAUCUCAAAGGUUACAAAAGAAUAUGGAGAUCUGUGAUGCAAAAAGUGCAUAAUCUAGCCUACUCCCAGCAAAGGAUUGCACAUGACAAGUUCUGGAGUUCCAAACCGCACUAGAGACUGGCGAAAUUUGUAUUGCAGAAAGUGGAACGCUCGACGAGUCUGUCAUGCUCAUCGUGCAAGACAGAUUCCAGGUUCUAUUGUAACGCUUGAGAUUGUCACACCUUAGCGGGUUAUAACGGCGACGGGCUAGUGUCAGAAGAGGAGUUUUUGCGGAUUAUCAGGAGAGGGUGAUGAAAAGCACCAUGCCUCUGUAUGUCUAAAUUAGCAGCAUUGAUAGUUUUAGCCGUGCUGAAAGAAUAAACCCAAUCCAGCUCUAUUUCCACAGAAGUUUCUUUUCCGAGAGUAUCUAUACUUGAACCGUGCAAUAAAACAACCAGAGACCGCUCGGAUUGUAAUGGAUCCCUGUCGUCCGGAAGUAGAACAAGACCCGAAUUAUCGUGUUAAUGCCUAGGCAAAUGUCGAACAGUUGAGCUUGUUCGUACGUUUGACCUUUUGUACCUGAACUCAGAAUCCAGUCAUUGUACAAAAACAAGACACAACAAGGGACCAAAACAAGCGAAGGUGCUGGCCCCUAGUCCUCUUUUUGCAACGUACUUAAAUUUUUUCCGACCUUUUCGUUUGAGUUUUCAUCCCUCUCCCUGCGAUCAUUGAAACAAUUCUGCUCUGUCCGCCCGGCAGUGAAGCAAUUCAGGUCAUCUUUUCUGUCCUGGCAAGGCUGUGAAGAUCAUGAUGUGCC
This is a messenger RNA of Amoebophrya sp. A120, 2630 nucleotides long. The record is from the annotation of a GenBank genome assembly. Lineage: Eukaryota; Dinophyceae; Syndiniales; Amoebophryaceae.